CGAUGAUGGAAAGCGGCUGCUCUUGCUGUAGCUGAAUGUGAUGAGAACAGUGUAGAAGAUGGCUCCUGCUGCCACCCUCGCUGUGUUUCUGCUCUGCUGCUGCUUCUUCAGCGCCACAGACUCUCAGGAUGUUUGUGAUCUGUAUGCUGCAACAGGCACAAAUGUUACUGUGCGCCUUAGAUACACUUUGAAUGAAACGGUUAACCUGAAAUGGCUCAAGGAUGCAACAGUAAUCUUUAUGCGCAGAAAUAAAAAGGUGAUCACAGGGAAAAAGGAUGAUGUUGAUUCAACUGGAUCACUGAAGCUGACACAACUGACGACAAAUAACAAAGGACGAUACACCCCAGAGGUUCAUGGUGCAGAUGGAGUGAGUGUAGGGGAUUUACAGAGCACGCGUUUGUGUGUAUUAGAUCGUGUGCAGAAGCCCAAAGUGACGAUGACGUGUCUCGACUCUAAGAAAAACGUCCGUUUUACUUGCAGUGUUGGUCAGAAUGAGAAACUUGAAUGGUUUAUGGAUGAUAAAAACUUGACAGAAAACAAGAAAAUACUGACGAAAGUGGCCAGCACUGUAGCAAAUGCCCGUUUCUAUUGUAAAGUUUCAAACCCCGUCAGCUCUGAGAUCAGUCUGCCUGUUCAACAAAACUGCUAUGAGCCCUCGUUCCCUGAUGAACUGUGGGGAAUCAGUAUCUGGGUUUUCGUGGGUGGAGGAGCAGGUGUUGUUCUGGUGCUGAUCCUGAUUGUCAUCAUUUGUUGUAUCCAGACCAAACGGAAAAGGCGUAUGCGACUAAAGGACGAGGGGGAGCUUCGUUUGCAGUGGUCCAACCAGGAACGGCAACAUCAACAACAACAUCAUCAUCAUCAGCAUCAACAACAUCAGCAUCAGCAUCAAAAUCAUCCCGAUCAGCAUCAGCAUCAGCACCCCCACCACCAUCAGCAGCAGCCGGCAGGCAACACCGGCCCUCGACAGCCUCGCUCUAAGCAGCAGCGCGCCCAGCAGCGCCCCAGAGCCCCUGACCCCCCCAACGGCCACCCUCAGCCCAGCCCCCGACGGGCUGCCCAGGCCUCCAGACCGGCUGAUAACAACAACGAAGAGCAGCCUCCUCCUCUUCCUCAGCCCAGGAAGAAAAAGGCACCAAAAGAGUGAAACUUUCCUGACUUUAUAGAAAAUGUGAGCUCAGUAUUUCUGAAACAGAGUUGUUCUUCAAUCCACAUUGUAGAAGUUGGUCAUCUGUGUGUUGCUGUCAGCACAUCAGGAUUUCAUUAGAGUAUGAUGGAAAUGAAUUUGAACAAACUUAAAACAAAAAAAGGAGUUUUUUUUUUCAGAACCAGAAUCAUUUUAUUGUCAUUACAUGUCAAACAUAUAACAAAAUGGAGUUCCAGAACAACCAUCCAAAAGACAGACAAUCAAACAAACAUGGAGCAUAAGUGUUCUGCGACCUUGCUGCCCUCAGAGGCGCUGCCGUUUAAAAAGAUGGAAACAAAGCAAACACAUUAGGGCAUAAUAAUCUUAUAUUGUGCCCUAAUGGGGCACAAUAUGAGAUUAAAAAAAAACUCUGCAUAGCAUAGAAGCACAUAAACUGCAUGGGAGCACAAGGGUGGGGAGGGGAGGGGAUGUGCCAGAGGGGGCAAGUGAGUCCCGGGUACCGUGGAGGCAAGCCAGCGCGGGGAAUAGAGCCUCUGUUUACACAACACAACAUUCUCUCUUUUUAAAGCUGAAAUCAAACUAUAAAUCUACCCAAUGAGGUGUUGCUCAAACUUGAUCCUUGAGACUAUUUAAACAGCCUUCUGAGAGCGUCCAGGAGGAAACAGACUAGUGGUAAAUACGAGGUGUAUUAUAUGAAAAAUCAAACUUUUAUUUCAUAGUUUCAAACUGCCUUCAAGAGUGCUGUUUUUUUUUUUUUGUUUGUUUUUCAUUUUUUCUUGUUAUACUAAUUAAAAUACAAAGUAAAUGCUGUUUAAUGUACACAUGCACACAGAAUACUGCGAGUAGUUAUUAGCCCUCGCUGCUUAGCCCAUAUAAACAUCCUAGACACAGUUCAACAUUUUGGGAAAUACUCUUAUUUUCAUGUUUAUUAGAUUGACCGCUGUCACGUUUGGAUGCUGAAUGCAAAGCUGAGGCCAGCAGCUGGUUAGCUUGGUUUAUAUGUGAGGUAGACCAUCCCUUUGCUUCUUGGCAGAGACGGGCAAGCUAUUUGAGGUUUCCUACAAACGUUUUGGUAGGUUAAGCAAAAUCUGUCUGACUGUCUAUAAAAGAUGUGGUCACCCAUCAUGACUAGCUUCUUGAAGGCAGACCUCAUGAGCGAGGAGUGGAUCUUUCUGAGAAACCAAGAGCCACGCACUAAAGCACACCCUGCUUUAGCACCCUGAAUCAAACGGGGACUAUCAUUUAUAACCCGAGCGUCGUGCCGCUGUUAGCACGGCUUGAAACUCGGAACUGAAACCAUGUUUUUAUCAGGAGAAAAAAAAGUUGCUGCUGAGGACAUGUAUUGAGGGUGUGAUGGAGUUAUGCUUCUUCAGACAUCUUUCGAACCAAACUGCUUUUUUGGAACCACGAGCUUCCCCCUGCUGGCCAUAAGAAGAACUGCAGGUUGUGCCUGCAGAGGUGCCUUUAAAAUAUCAUGUUUUCACCUUUUUCUUGGAACCUAAACCUUUUUUUUUUCUUUCUACGAGAAGAAUUGCACAUUAUGUAUUUUAGGGUUGCACUUACAUUACUUACGUUACUACCAGCAGCACAGAGCCUUCGAUCUGUGAUCAGUGUUCUAUCCCGAAGGCUUCUUCUUCUUUCCAGACAGGGUGCAAAAAGAAUGUCAUGUCAGAUGUUUGCAUUGUGAGAACAGCCUUUACUGUGUGUUUUACAAUAAGGAAAACUAUGUGUCAUGUUGGCUUUUACUUUUGUAAAUUUGCUGAUCUUCUGAGGUUGGCCUGUAACUGUAGUCAGCUGUAGAUAAUUAAAUUUUACAAAAGUUAACUCUUCACAUUGUUUGCAAUGAAGUAAUGCCAAUAUGUUGAUGUAAACUGUGUG
Messenger RNA from Archocentrus centrarchus (flier cichlid), 3022 nucleotides. RefSeq names its product T-cell surface antigen CD2. Bases 59 to 1144 code for a protein of 361 amino acids. Lineage: Eukaryota; Metazoa; Chordata; Actinopteri; Cichliformes; Cichlidae. The transcript has 8 exons. Gene Ontology annotation, cellular component: membrane. The record is from RefSeq and is a predicted model, not a curated record.